GCUGACAGAGUUACGGUGAUGGUGCAAAGAAGCUCGGGGAGACACUGCUGCCGCCACAGCCGCCCCCUUCGUUAAGUUGCGCGCGCUCGCGUCGUCCAAGUUCUCGCUACCGGGAGGACAAAGGGGGCACUUUCUCGCGCUGCCGUCGCGACUCGCCGCUCGAUGCGCGACCAAGAGGGACGAGGGUGUCGCACGACGUCCCAAUGAAAUGACGAGGCACGCGCUUCCUCCAUCCAUCGUAAUUACGUUACUGGCCUCGUCGGCGGGUUACGAGUUUUAUGUACCGAGAGACUUUUGCCGCCGCCGCUUCCGCGACUCCACCGAAAGCCUAAUCACACCGUUGGCAGCUUUGGCCGCCUGGAAAAUUGCGGAUGAGGUAGGCCAUUGGUGCACCUAGCCACCUCGCUCGACUUCCCCCAGCCCUCUGCCAGCUUCGCUCAAUGUUGACGAUAACAUAACCUGACAUCGAUCGCUCGUGGAUGCCGUGCUACCAGCUGGCAAAUUCGGCUUCCGGCUGAGAAUAUUUAUCCAAGGAGCCGAAGACGGUGUUGUCCGCCUUCUUCUGCCGUAACUCACGACGAGUUGUGUAACUCUUCUCAAACGCAAUUAGCAUGGAAAUAUCGUUGUAAAAUUAAAUAAUCUAAUGAGACUGAAGUUGGAAAAAGCGAAUCGCAGAUACAUGGUUAUUUGUAAAUUAAGUCAAAUUCAGGAAAUGAAAAUCACAAAGUUAACACUGUCGAUUCUUAUGUUCGUAUUAAUGCUAUCGAUAUUCGUCGCCAAUGUCGCCAAUAUAAUCGACGUAGAUUCACAUACCCUUGACAAAGUCAAAGAUAUUGAGGACGUAACUAAGUUAAAAUCAAGAUGGUUUGAGCCCAAAAAAUUUGAGAUUCAUGACUCCUACGAGCAUUUGGUAUGGUUUUUACAAAUAACGGACUUGCACAUAAGUAUCUUUCAGGACCCUCUUAGGAUAACGGAAUUCAAAGAGUUUUGCGAUAUAACAGUUGGUUCUAUAAAUCCGGAAGUUGUUCUUGCAUCUGGAGAUUUAACGGAUGCCAAAACAGUGGACAAAAUGGGUUCACGACAAUAUUUAGAAGAGUGGAAGCAAUAUAAAAAAGUCCUUGAUGAUUCUAAAGUUGCCGAGAAAACAACAUGGCUGGACGUACGAGGCAAUCAUGACAACUUCAACAUCUUCGACACAAAUUCAAAGGACAACUACUACACCAACUACUCGAUGCAAGGCCGUAAGCACCCACGGUCCUAUAUGCACCAGGUGCACCUCGGUUUGGACAAGUAUACUUUUAUAGCGGUGGACGCGUGCCUAAAGCCCGGGCCCAAGAGGCCCUUUAAUUUUGUCGGGGCCCUGGAUAAUCUUGAGAUCGAUCGGUUGGAAAGUUUAAUGAACGAAUCAAGGUCGAGCCAAGCCGACUACAUCAUAUGGUUUGGGCAUUAUCCGACAUCGUGCAUCGUCGCACCCAACGACGGUGGCAUCAGGAUGAUUAUAGGUAAAUACGAGGAAAGCUUGACGUAUUUGUGUGGCCACUUUCACACACUUGCCGGUGUCGUCCCUAAUAUGUAUACUUUACAAAAGACUGGCUUCCUUGAACUGGAAUUAGCUGAUUGGAAAGAUAAUAGAAUGUACAGGCUCGGUGUCAUUGAUCACGGACAAUUUUCCUUCACCGACAUAGAACAUCGCGACUGGCCAGUCGCACUAGUCACUAAUCCAAAAAAUGCACAAUUUGCAAUGCCGCAUAAAGAGAACAUAGAGUCAAUCAUCCAUUCAACACACAUAAGAGCUCUGGCUUUCUCAAUUGUAGAUAUAAAGUCUGUGAAGGUGCGAAUAAACGAUAAAAAUUGGAUAACGUGUGUACGCAUCAAAGGUCCUCUGUACGUUGCAAAAUGGAAUCCUUUAAAUUAUUCGACUGGUAUUCAUUAUAUUCAGUUGCAAGUUACAGAUAUUGAUGGAAGGAUGAAAAUUGUAACGCAAGCGUUUUCCUUAGAUGGAAGCAGAUUAUCGUUUGGUAUUUUAUCAAGAAUUGUACUUAUGUCUAAUGUUAGUCGAAUAUUUCAGUUUUUAUUUGCAACACUAUUUAUUCUCCUGAUCAUACCUUUAUGUAGCUUACGUAUUUAUCAUAAUACUUAUCGAUCUGUGUACGAUAAAAAUCGUGGUGUACCACGAAUAAAUUGCAAAUUAUUCCAUUGGUGGCUUAGAGGUCACUGGAUUUUAUCCACCGUUGAUCGAUUAUUCUUUCCACUGGUUUUAUACGCUGCAUACUUGAUCGUUGGUCCAUGGACUAUAGGUGAAAUAAUCGACAAUCACACGGGUGUUAUAUUUGCGUGGGGAACGUUCAUUGGAAGUUCGUUCCUACCUGGAUCGUUCACUUAUGCAUAUGGCUUCUUUCAAUUACUAUCCUUCCAUCUUCCAUUAACACUUAUUAUAGCACAUCGCGUUAGUCAACGAUUACAUUUAAUAGAAAAACCCCCGAUAAAAUCAGCCGCUUUGUUAUUAAGACUUUGCGAGCACUUUCCAUUUGUAUUAUUGGUCACAUUACAAGCUACUAUGAUCUAUUUCUUUUGGCUGGCUUAUGGAACAGUUGCUACAAUUUUCUGUCCAUUAAGGACUUGGAGUUUAUUUUUAGCUAUUUUAUUAUGGUAUCAAGUAUAUCAAAUGCCAACAAAAUGCUUAAGGUCGGCGGCAAAAGUAUGGUGUACUCACGGUGAACUUGUUUCAAAAGUAAAAGAUGAUGAUCAAUACAACAAUUCAAAGUAAAGAGCAAUAUUGGAUCCAUAAAAACAACUGCAAAAUACUCUAUGACAAUGAAGACAGAUAACACAUACUUAAUAUUUUUAAAAAGCAGGAAACCGCAAAGCAUUUAUGAAAAACAAGUUUUUUCUUGUUUUCAAAGUUAGAUGUACAAAUAUCAUAUGUUUAUUCUAAUACUUUAUUAUUUUCUUUUCUAAUUAGUAUUAAUUACACAA
Ceratosolen solmsi marchali is the source of this 2976-nucleotide messenger RNA. Its product is annotated as transmembrane protein 62. The coding region runs from base 644 to 2767 and encodes 707 amino acids. The transcript has 15 exons. NCBI's taxonomy places the organism in Eukaryota, Metazoa, Arthropoda, Insecta, Hymenoptera, Agaonidae. The record is from RefSeq and is a predicted model, not a curated record.